This is a messenger RNA of Physeter macrocephalus (sperm whale), 6259 nucleotides long. RefSeq names its product iron responsive element binding protein 2 (gene IREB2). The transcript has 20 exons. Gene Ontology annotation, biological process: citrate metabolic process; tricarboxylic acid cycle. The record is from RefSeq and is a predicted model, not a curated record. The coding region runs from base 66 to 2786 and encodes 906 amino acids. Gene Ontology annotation, molecular function: aconitate hydratase activity; 4 iron, 4 sulfur cluster binding; iron-responsive element binding. NCBI's taxonomy places the organism in Eukaryota, Metazoa, Chordata, Mammalia, Artiodactyla, Physeteridae. Gene Ontology annotation, cellular component: mitochondrion; cytosol.
AUGUUCUGCCUUACUCAAUACGGGUCCUGUUGGAAGCUGCUGUGCGAAAUUGUGAUGGCUUUUUAAUGAAAAGGGAAGAUGUUAUGAACAUUUUAGACUGGAAAACCAAACAAAACAAUGUUGAAGUGCCCUUUUUCCCUGCCCGUGUUCUUCUUCAAGAUUUUACAGGAAUACCGGCAAUGGUGGAUUUUGCUGCUAUGAGGGAGGCAGUGAAAACUCUUGGAGGUGACCCUAAGAAAGUCCAUCCUGCCUGUCCGACAGAUCUCACGGUUGAUCAUUCUUUACAAAUUGACUUCAACAAAUGUGCAAUACAGAAUGCUCCAAAUCCUGGAGGUGGUGACCUACAGAAAGCAGGAAAGCUUUCUCCACUUAGAGCGCAGCCUAAGAAGCUUCCCUGCAGAGGCCAGACUACCUGCCGAGGAUCGUGUGAUUCUGGAGAACUAGGCCGAAACUCAGGAAGAUUUUCUUCGCAGAUUGAAAAUACACCCAUUCUAUGUCCUUUUCAUUUGCAACCAGUGCCUGAACCUGAAACAGUAUUAAAAAAUCAAGAAGUAGAAUUUGGCAGAAAUCGAGAGAGGCUUCAAUUUUUCAAGUGGAGUUCAAGAGUUUUUAAGAAUGUGGCUGUAAUCCCUCCUGGAACUGGAAUGGCUCAUCAAGUAAACUUAGAGUAUUUGUCAAGAGUGGUUUUUGAAGAAAAGGACCUCCUCUUUCCGGACAGUGUCGUUGGCACAGAUUCUCAUAUAACCAUGGUGAAUGGUUUGGGGAUUCUGGGGUGGGGGGUUGGAGGUAUUGAAACAGAAGCAGUUAUGCUUGGUCUGCCAGCUUCUCUUACUUUACCAGAGGUGGUUGGAUGUGAAUUAACUGGCUCAUCGAAUCCUUUUGUUACAUCCAUAGAUGUUGUUCUUGGCAUUACAAAGCACCUCAGGCAAGUAGGAGUGGCUGGAAAGUUUGUUGAGUUUUUUGGAAGUGGAGUUUCACAGUUAUCUAUAGUAGAUCGAACUACAAUAGCAAACAUGUGUCCAGAAUAUGGUGCUAUCCUCAGCUUUUUCCCUGUUGACAAUGUGACAUUAAAACAUUUAGAACAUACAGGUUUUGACAAAGCCAAACUCAAGUCAAUGGAAACAUACCUUAAAGCUGUGAAAUUGUUUCGAAAUGACCAGGAUAAUUCAAGAGAACCUGAGUAUUCCCAGGUGAUCCAGAUUAAUCUGAAUUCAAUAGUUCCAUCUGUCAGUGGUCCAAAAAGACCUCAGGAUAGAGUUGCUUUGACCGAUAUGAAAAGUGAUUUCCAAGCUUGCUUAAAUGAAAAGGUUGGAUUUAAAGGCUUCCAAAUUGCAGCUGAAAAGCAAAAUGAUAUCGUCUCUAUUCAUUAUGAAGGAAGUGAAUAUAAGCUGUCUCAUGGAUCUGUGGUCAUUGCUGCCGUUAUCAGUUGUACCAAUAAUUGCAAUCCAUCUGUCAUGCUCGCUGCAGGUCUUUUGGCUAAAAAAGCUGUUGAAGCUGGUCUGCAUGUUAAACCUUAUAUAAGAACAAGUUUAUCUCCAGGCAGUGGGAUGGUUACACAUUACCUCAGUUCAAGUGGAGUAUUACCAUAUCUUAGUAAGCUCGGAUUUGAAAUAGUUGGCUAUGGAUGUUCAACAUGUGUGGGAAAUACAGCACCCUUAUCAGAAGCAGUUUUAAAUGCAGUAAAACAGGGUGAUUUGGUUACUUGUGGAGUUUUAUCUGGAAAUAAAAAUUUUGAAGGUCGUCUUUGUGAUUGUGUUCGUGCCAAUUAUCUUGCCUCUCCACCCUUAGUGGUAGCUUAUGCCAUAGCAGGCACAGUGAAUAUAGAUUUCCAGACAGAGCCUUUAGGUACUGACGCUACUGGCAGGAAUAUUUACCUACAUGAUAUUUGGCCUAGUCGAGAAGAAGUUCAUCAGAUAGAGGAAGAACAUGUUGUAUUAUCCAUGUUUAAAGCAUUAAAAGAGAAGACAGAGAUGGGAAAUAAACGGUGGAAUUCUUUAGAAGUACCAGAUUCAGUUUUGUUUCCAUGGGAUUUAAAGUCUACUUAUAUCAGAUGUCCUUCAUUUUUUGAUAAGCUUACCAAAGAGCCAGUUGCACUCCAGCCUAUUGAAAAUGCCCAUGUCUUAUUAUAUCUGGGAGACUCUGUCACGACAGAUCAUAUAUCACCUGCUGGAAGCAUUGCUAGGAGUAGUCCUGCUGCUAAGUAUUUGACAAACAGAGGCCUUACCCCUCGUGAAUUCAACUCUUAUGGAGCCCGAAGAGGAAAUGAUGCUGUGAUGACAAGAGGCACUUUUGCAAAUAUCAAGCUUUUUAAUAAGUUCAUUGGGAAACCAGCUCCCAAAACAGUUCAUUUUCCAUCAGGACAGACGCUAGAUGUGUUUGAGGCUGCAGAGCUGUACCAGAAGGAAGGUAUCCCACUGAUUAUUUUAGCAGGGAAGAAAUAUGGUUCAGGAAAUUCAAGAGAUUGGGCUGCCAAAGGACCAUACUUGCUGGGUGUGAAAGCUGUUUUGGCUGAAAGUUAUGAAAAAAUUCACAAAGAUCAUUUGAUUGGAAUUGGCAUAGCUCCACUUCAGUUCCUUCCAGGAGAAAAUGCAGAUUCUUUGGGCCUCUCUGGCAGAGAAACAUUUUCUUUAACAUUUCCUGAAGAACUGUCUCCUGGAGUUACAUUAAAUAUAAAGACAAGCACUGGAAAAGUAUUCAGCGUGAUUGCUUCCUUUGAAAAUGAUGUGGAAAUAACAUUGUUCAAACAUGGAGGAUUAUUAAACUUUGUGGCACGAAAAUUCUCAUAGUAUCUCCUCACCAUGGAUACCUUUCAUAACUGGUAACUGCAAACAAAGCCUUUUGUGCUGGACCCAGGAAUCCUUACCAUGGAGCUGCAGAUAGUCCCAGUAUGCUCACUUAUCUCAUCCAUGGAUGUAAAUGAUUAUGAAUCAACGUAGUGACUGAAAUGAAAUCUUCUUGAUUUUAAAUAAUAUACGAAUGGUGCUAUUAACAUUGCUAAAAUCAGCGUGUGAAGUGUGUUGUGGAAGAGGCCUGUAAGUAUGGGGGGAUAUUUUAUCAGACCAUUUUGUAAAUAAAGGCAGAAUUUGAACUUGUGUUAAAGGUUCUUAUAUGAGUAACCUUCCUGAAGUCUUUGUUUUGUUUUGCACCUAUAAAACUGUAUACUACUGUUUGUUGGUUUAAGAGUAGCAGAUUGAAAUAUAACAAGCCAGAUAACUUUAAAAUUGUGGAAGGUGAAAUCUGAUUUAUAAGUGGAUUUUCAGAUAUAUUCGUUCCUUUUCAGAACUGAGUUGCACAUAGUUGUCAUUCUUAGUUUGUAAUAUAAGCCAGGGUUAUCCUAAGUCUCAGUCUAACUGCAAGGGAUAGAACCUGCCCCAUACACAGUCAUUCUGUCCAAUCCAGCCAAGGUUUCCUCCACAUCAGAAGGUGGACUGUUACAGAAUACAAUUGAUUGCGUAGCACCAUGUAUUGGCAGUGAAAAUACGUAUCACAUAUGCAGCCCUUAAUUUUUCAGUAAUUUGCUACUGUGACCCUGGCAAGCCUCAGAUGGCAUUAUAGUAAUUGGAUUAUUUUGCUCACUCUGUGUGAUACUGUAACUUCCUAUAACCUAAUAUUUUAGGUAUUAUUAACUAAAAUUCCACACUCAUUUAUGGUUGCUAAAGAGAACUUUUAUUUAAUCAUUAAACGCCAACAUGAUUUCCUCUAGAUUUUUAAAUUAUCCUCCCUAAAUUAUAUGGUUGCUCAACCCUAAACAUUUUUUAAAUGUUGGUUACUUCUUAAUUAUUUAAAUCGAUUUCCUGUCAUUUUGAAUCAUUUUACCUGGGAUGCAUGAUACUAUUAUGUAUGCUUUUGCUAACCGUCAGGAUAAAACACUUAAGUUAUUGCUGUCUGAAUACUGUAUUUUCUCUGUUUGCAUGUCUGUUUAUCACAUCAAAUGUUAUGUCAACAAGAAGUUUGUCAACUUUUAAGAAAAAGGUUGGAUAAUUAAUUCCAAAAAGUCCUAUACCUUUUUUUUUAAAUGAAGAAAUUAAACUUAGCAGGCAGAAGGUUAAUUGUAGUGAUUUUUUUUCCCACAUGGAGAUCAUCAUAUGACCUAGUUAAGUUACUGCAAUUCAGAAUUAGCUCACAUUGCACAGAAUAAAGAAUUGUUUUAAGCUAAAAUGCUGAAAUUACCAAACCAGUGGGUGAAGACCACUGAGAACUUUGCACAUAAUCAAAUCAUACAAUCUUUCGAAAAUAUUCUGCAAAUAUGUGUUUAGACAAUUAGAUGGACUAGAGUUUGGCAAAAUGAUUUCCCUUUUAUUUAAAUUUUUUAUAAAUAUUUUCUUUGAUACUUUCAAAUCACAUUGUGUUCUUGAUAUUUUAUAAUGCUGUGUAUUUGUCAGUGCAUAUGUUUUUAAUUUACAUGAAAACAUGAAUUAGGGAUGGAGAAUUUACAAGUUGAACAUUAAAAUAUCUGUUACAGGCUUUGAAGAAAUGAUAAUCCAGAUUGCUAUGUGUGGGGAAAACAUCUGUUUUAUUUUUAAGCCAUACUGUAUUAUAAUAUGUAACCUACGGGCAGAGGCCUGGGCAUCAUCAUAAACAGCACAUCUAGGAGAUGAAGAGAUGAUAAAGCUAGCCAGCUAUGAAUUAAGCAUUUAUAUUUCCAGUCUACCUAGUCCAGUAAUAAUACAAGCAGAUCUUGUAUUUCAGGAACAAAAUCAAGGUUCUCUUAAUCUCUUGCUUAUAUACAAUGAACCAAAAAGCUUGGUAAGCAAUGCCUAUCAAUUUGUGAGGAGAGUCAUGGAUGUAUGUCCCAGAGCACACCUAUAUUUCUGCCUCCAGCCAAAUUCUCUGUUUGCAAAAAUGUGGCCCCUGUUGCUUUUUAUUGUUUUACUUAUCUCCUUUGUUGAAUAUAUCUGGAUAAUUUUGUGUUCUAAAAAAAAAUACACAAAUAUUGUGGCAGGAAGUAUAGUAGGCCCCUUAGAGAAGCAAAUUAGUGUUGUGAAUUUAAAAGUACAAUUUCAGGGCUUCCCUGGUGCCGCAGUGGUUGAGAGUCCGCCUGCCGAUGCAGGGGACACGGGUUCGUGCCCUGGUCCGGGAAGAUCCCACAUGCCGCGGAGCGGCUGGGCCCGUGAGCCAUGGCCGCUGAGCCUGCGCGUCCGGAGCCUGUGCUCCGCAACGGGAGAGGCCACAACAGUGAGAGGCCCUGAGAGGCCCGCGUACCGCCAAAAAAAAAAAAAAAGUACAAUUUCAAAGGUCAUUAUCAACAGCAGCAUUUUUGUUAUAUUUUAAGAAGCAUUAUGCUACAUACCAUUGCCAUAUUUCAUGCCUUUGGGUUGCUAAUCGCUGAAAAUGUCAUCCAGUCACUGAAUUGCCAUUAGUAUACCUAAAAAGUUUCCAAGAUGACAGUUGUUACUUCCUGUUUUAUCUCCAAGCUGACAUUUGAAUGAGAGGUAUUAGACUCCCUUUAGCUAAAUUGCUCAGUUUUUCACUGGGAAUCAAACUUCAGUGGUACUAAAGGACAAAAAGUACAGCUAAGACCUAAAUCAGAAUUCUGGUUGUUUGCAUAUAUGGUAACAGUGUUGUGUGCAUUCGCCUUCUCAGUGUUGAGUGAGAGGAUGAGGAGAAAUUAUUUGACUGACAUUUUUCUGUGGUUGAAUUAAAAGACACCUUUCUUUUGCCUUUAGGUUUAGGAGAAAGUGCUAAGAUACUGGAUGUUGACCCUAUCUUAGUUUGAUUUGGAGUUAUAAAAGAGAGGGGAAGGAGGUGGACUUAGUCUUCUUUAGUGACUUUUCCCCUAAAGUGUGAUAGUGCUGAUGUUUCUAUCAAUUUUACACAUAGUAUGUAAUUAUGAAACCAUAUAUCUCACUUAAGUAAAUAUAAAUCAUUGUCUAUUAUUUAAAGCCAACAAAACAGUAUAACAGUUUUAAGUUCAAUAAUUUUAAGUAUUGUAUAGAAAUAUAUUGGAGGCAAAGUUCAGUUGAAGACAAUUGUGUAUAUGUUACUGAUGCUGUAAAUUAUUUUUAAUAAAGAAAAUUGUAUUAUCACAUAUUUGACUACUCUUGUUAUAAAAUAUUUUGUGGUAGGGCUUCCCUGGUGGCGCAGUGAUUGAGAGUCCGCCUGCCGAUGCGGGGGACAUGGGUUCGUGCCCCGGUCUGGGAGGAUCCCAUGUUCCGCUAGGCCCGUGAGCCAUGGCUGCUGAGCCUGCGCGUCCGGAGCCUGAGCUCCGCAACGGGAGAGGCCACAACAGUGAGAGGCCCACGUACCACACACACAAAAA